Setaria italica (foxtail millet) is the source of this 3008-nucleotide messenger RNA. RefSeq names its product probable LRR receptor-like serine/threonine-protein kinase At1g05700. The transcript is spliced from 13 exons. Gene Ontology annotation, molecular function: protein binding; protein kinase activity; ATP binding. The record is from RefSeq and is a predicted model, not a curated record. NCBI's taxonomy places the organism in Eukaryota, Viridiplantae, Streptophyta, Magnoliopsida, Poales, Poaceae. The coding region runs from base 38 to 2731 and encodes 897 amino acids. Gene Ontology annotation, biological process: protein phosphorylation.
CAUCGAUGGCCGGCAUGGAUAAGUCAUAAGUCGCCUCAUGGAUAGGCAGUUAGGGACUUCAAUGGCUCCCUCUCCUGCUUUGCAGUUCUUGGGCCUUGUAUGCUUGGCAGCAGCAUCGGCUCUUAGCACUGUCAUCCAUGGCCAGCCCGGUUCUGCAGAUUUCUUCAGCAUCGACUGCGGCAUCCCCGCGGACCAGACCUACCCUGACCGGUCCAUCCCGGGCAUCGUCUACGUCUCCGACGCCGGCUUCACCGACGCGGGGCUCACCGCCGGCGUCAAACCGACGUACGUCGGGCCGAACCUGCACGACAGGUACCGAACCCUUCGGUACUUCCCCGGCGGCGCCGCCGCGCGGAGCUGCUACACGCUCCGGCCGGUUACGCCCGGCGGCAAGUACCUCGUCAAGGCCAGCUUCUUCUACGGCAACUACGACGGGCUGGACGAGCCUCCCGUCUUCGACCUCCACCUCGGCGCCAACCGCUGGUGGACCACCCUGCAACUGCUCGCCACCAACACGUACAGCGUCGAGGCGUUGACCGUGCCGCCGGGAGACUCCUUGCAGGUGUGCUUGGUGAAUACAGGUUUGGGUACACCAUUCAUCUCUGGGCUUGACCUGAUGCCGCUCGGGGCCACCAUGUACCCGGAGGCCACGGUCAACCAGUCACUAGUUCUGCUCAGGAUUGCCCGGCCAUCAGCCGCAUUCAGUUUCAACCGAUAUCAUUUCUGGCCAGCCGAUCAAUUGUUUAGGUACCCCACUGAUAGGUAUGACCGCCACUGGCAAAGAUACGGCGAUGUUUCUGCACUGACCAACAUAACAACCACGGAAACUGUCGACGUCUCAGGUAUCAGCAACUUCGACAAGCCAACGAAGAUACUGCAGAGCACUGCCACUCCAGUGAAUGGAACCCGAAUCGACAUCACCUGGAGCCCAGAUCCCGCCUCGAGUAGUGACAACUCGACGUACCUUCUGCUGCUUUACUUCGCAGAAGUUCAGAGAUUGCCGCGCAAUACCCUGAGGCAGUUUGAUAUCCUUGUGGACAACGCUACAUGGAAUGGUAGUCAGGGCUUCACACCGAGAUACCUUUCGGCAGAGAUCGUGAAAAGGAUGGUGCGGGCGGCGCGCCAACACACCUUCUCGCUUGUCGCCACACCAGAGGCCACGCAUCCACCCAUCCUGAAUGCUUUCGAGAUAUACACAGUAAAGCCAAUGACUGAGCCUACGACGAAUGACAUGGAUGCUAAGGCCAUGAUAACUAUUCGCACAACGUAUGCGGUGAAGAAAAACUGGAUGGGUGAUCCUUGUGCCCCAAAAACAUAUGCUUGGGAUGGCUUGAACUGCAGUUAUUCAUCAUCUGACUCUGCAUGGAUAACAGCUCUGCACUUAUCAUCUUGUGGGUUGACUGGUGAUGUUGAUCCUUCGUUUGGAUAUCUAAAAUCCCUCCAACAUCUGGAUCUGUCAAAUAAUAGUCUGUCUGGUCGCGUGCCAGAUUUUCUAGCGCAAAUGCCAUCAUUGAAAUUCCUGACUGAAAUUGUUGUUCCAAUAGCAGUCGCAACUCUACUGUUUGUGGCAGCAUUUCUUAUCUUCCGAAUUAUGAGAAAAAGAAAAGAUGCAUGGAUGGCAAACAACUCAAGGCUUCACAGCCCACGAGGUAGGGCGAAUACAUUUCAGAGCAGACAGUUCACCUACAAGGAGCUGAAGGUCAUGACAUCUAACUUCAGAGAAGAAAUAGGGCGAGGUGGGUUUGGUGCUGUGUUCCUGGGCUAUUUGGAGAACGGAAGUCCAGUCGCCAUCAAGAUGUGUUCAAAAACAUCCUCCCAAGGGGAUAAGGAAUUUUUAGCUGAGGCUCAGCACUUGACUAGAGUUCACCACAGGAACCUGGUUUCCUUGGUAGGAUAUUGCAAGGACAAGAAACAUCUGGCCCUUGUCUAUGAAUACAUGGAAGGAGGAAGCCUAGAGGGCCGUCUAAGAGGAGAGGCCUCUGCAGCUACACCCCUCACCUGGCAUCAACGUCUCAAGAUUGCUCUCGACUCUGCCCAAGGAUUGGAGUAUCUGCAUAAAUCAUGCCAACCGCCGCUGAUCCAUAGGGAUGUGAAGACACAGAACAUUCUGCUAUCGGCCAAUCUUAAGGCGAAGAUAGCUGACUUUGGGCUCAUGAAGGAGUUUUCGGAUGAGUACAGGACCCAUGUCACCACCCACCCGGCAGGCACCUUGGGGUAUCUUGACCCUGAAUACUACAACACAUCGCAGCUAAGUGAAAAGAAUGAUGUAUACAGCUUUGGAGUUGUGUUGCUAGAGCUUAUCACAGGCCAGCCACCGGCGGUUCCCAUCGGCGAUACCGAGAGCAUCCACAUUGCUCAGUGGGUGCGCGAGAAGCUUUCGGAGGGCGACGACAUCGAGAGCAUUGCUGACCCGAGGAUGGAGAGGCAGUACGAUGUCAACUCUGUUUGGAAGGUUUCAGAGUUGGCACUGCAGUGCAAAGAAGAGCCAUCACGGACACGACCAGCAAUGACUGACGUGGUGGUGGGGCUGAAGGAAUGUUUGGAGCUAGAGGUGUCUCGUGCAAUGAGCUACUACAGCUCAGUCGCAAGCAGUGCAAGAAAUGUCAGUGUAACAAGUGUUGAUUUGCACAUUGAAGCUCAAGCAAGCGAUUAUCUGAGACAGCAGGCCGCGCUUGAGUUGGAACAGGUAGGCACUGCUUCAGCAACUCAUGUAGGUCCCACAACAAGAUGAGACCGGCCAACCGGUAAAAUUUGUGUCCCUCCGCCCCAAAAUACUAUUCGUUUUAACUUAUGUACGUAAAUAUAUAAUAUACCUAGGUGCAUAUCAAAAAAUAUGCACUAGAGAAAUCACAUAAUGAGCAACCGAGGGUAGGGAUAAUCGUCCAGGUGGAUGGAUGUGUGCCACUUGUUACUGAGGGGAUCUACUACUAACGCAUGUAUGCUACGUUCAGGUAUCAAUAGUACUUGCUAAACCGGACCAUGUAACAUAGUCCUCGCAAACUUGGAUC